AAAAAUGGUGAAAUGAACGGAUAUUGUUUUGAGGGGCGUCUGUCCAACUGUACGAAGGACAUCCCAAAAAGUUGCAAGGACACAUCCGUAAAUAUUGACAAACAAACAAAACGCAUAAACCCUCCGUAAAAUUUAAAAGCUCAUUUUACCCAUUUACCAGCCCCAUUUCACCGAUCUCAACCUAAGACACCUUUUACUACCCCUUUAAUUUUUUUUAAAUUAUUAAUUAUUAGUUUUUUUUUUUCCUUCUUUUUUUUAACUCGGUUAUGGAGGUUUUCUCCGGCGACCGGCAAAUUCCGAAUCCUGACGACUUCCCUCUGCACAUAGCCCCUUUUCCCGAGCCCACCGACAUCCUCUACGCCCAUCCGACGGCUCUGAUUCACUCGUCGGGUAUAACCGACCACCCGAUUUCGCUGCCGCAAAAGCUCCGUCCCAUCAGGUGCAACGUCAGGUCUUCGGUUAGCGGCGACCUGGAAAAGGGGCUUCUUCUGAGCGACGAGGUGUGCUCCAUAAAUAGAGAGUUGGAGUUGGAGGUGAAAGUAGAAACAAGUGGUGAGGCGCCAAAUGGUGUUGGUUUGGGCGAUCCGGUUCAAGUCGGGUCGGGUACGGUAGCUGAGGGUUCGGACCCUAACGGCAGGGAACGUGUUGUGGAGGAUGAAACCAGCUCGCCUUCGGAUGAUAGUAGUGAUGAUUAUUCGGCAUGGAGCUUGGAAGAACCAACGAACAGGAAGAGGAGCAGGAGGAGGAGGAGAAAAUCAAGGAGAAAGCUUGAGGCUUUCUUGGAAAACCUAGUGAUGAAAGUGAUGGAGAAACAAGAGCAGAUGCACAAGCAGUUGAUUGAGAUGAUAGAGAAAAGGGAGAAAGAGAGAAUAAUCAGGGAAGAAGCUUGGAUGCAGCAGGAGAUGGAAAGGUUGAAAAGGGAUGAGGAGGCACGAGCUCAAGAGACAUCUAGGAACCUUGCCCUGAUUUCCUUGGUACAGAAUCUUAUGGGUCAAGAAAUUCAGAUACCUCAAAUUCAAAUACCUCAAGUACAACCGGUAGUUUCCCCAGGAACUGAUGACAGUCAUCAAAAAGAGAUGAAAUGUUGUGAUCCAAAUAAUAAGAGAUGGCCAGAAGGUGAAGUACAAGCUCUAAUAGCAGUGAGAGCUUCUUUGGAACAUAAAUUUCAAAUUACAGGCUCCAAGAGAUCCAUAUGGGAAGAGAUAUCUAUUGGGAUGUGCAAUAUGGGAUAUAACAGAACAGCCAAAAAGUGCAAAGAGAAAUGGGAAAACAUCAACAAGUAUUUCAAAAGAUCAGCGGCAAGUGAGAAGAACCGUGAUUUUGCAAAUGGUAAGAGUAGUGGUCGUCCUUAUUUUCAUGAUUUGGAGUUGCUGUACAAAAAUGGAUUUGUACAUCCCAGAAAUUAUUUUAGCAUCACAAACAACGAGAAUGAGGCCAAGAACUUAUAUGAUUGAUUAACAGUCGCUUCAAAUUGGCUUUAACCUCUUCAUCUGGUUUUUGGCUCUUCAUGAUAGACAGCUAAAAUUUCGUCCGGAAACCAUGUCCUACCACCUUGAUUAUAACCAACUGGACUUUUUUUUUUUUUUUUUAAUUUCCUUUUUUCCUUCGGCAACAUCUUUUUGAUGGAUGGAGCUUUACCAAUAUAUGUACAAUGUCUGAAUUUCAUAUGUUGGAAAAUAAUUUUGUUCUUGGUUGGGAA
This is a messenger RNA of Ziziphus jujuba (common jujube), 1699 nucleotides long. RefSeq names its product trihelix transcription factor DF1. Lineage: Eukaryota; Viridiplantae; Streptophyta; Magnoliopsida; Rosales; Rhamnaceae. The record is from RefSeq and is a predicted model, not a curated record. The transcript has 2 exons. Bases 267 to 1454 code for a protein of 395 amino acids.